Messenger RNA from Scylla paramamosain (green mud crab), 2868 nucleotides. RefSeq lists its product as uncharacterized. The record is from RefSeq and is a predicted model, not a curated record. Gene Ontology annotation, cellular component: plasma membrane. The coding region runs from base 421 to 2784 and encodes 787 amino acids. NCBI's taxonomy places the organism in Eukaryota, Metazoa, Arthropoda, Malacostraca, Decapoda, Portunidae. The transcript is spliced from 5 exons. Gene Ontology annotation, biological process: engulfment of apoptotic cell; phosphatidylserine exposure on apoptotic cell surface; apoptotic process involved in development.
CAUAUUAUGCCGUAAACCGAGGCUCUCAUGAUAUACAUACGGUACCAUGAUGUAGAGUAGACUACCUGCUUUGUGUUAUCUGUCAUGUGUUGGCUCGGGCAGGAUGAUGCCGGCUAGCGCUAAGUUACAGUCCGUUAAAGUUUAGUCCCGCACACUACAUCUUCCAAUAUGGCGUCGUUUGUAAACUGUUGACAUCCAGUGGUACAGAACGAGGAGAGGAUUUAGUUGACAGCAACAAAUGUAGUGGAGCAUUGUGCCGCGGCAACAUCGAUUGACGGUGACUCAUUAGCCCGCGGUCAAGCCAGCUUGUGAUCACCGUUCAUAUAUGCGAACAUUUUCCUGCUCAACACAACUCUAUAUGGAGAAGGAGCAGUGUCCAAGUGGCGGUGGCAGGAUGUGAGGGAAUUCAGCAGUUGUACCAUGGCCCAGGAGUUUCUUCCGCUGUGCGAUGUGCUCUUCAACAUCAUCUCACUGGCUUCCUACUUCUGUGAUGUUGUGUUUGAUGUGGUCACCAUCUACACACUUUAUGACCAGAAAGAAGUGGUGUGGUUCACACUGUCCUUGUCAUGUGUAUUGUUGUCCCUGGUCGUGUGUCAGCUGUGCUCUUUCAAGUGGUAUUUGUCCAGCCUUCGAAAAGACUUGGCCAAAAAAGACUGUGACCUGGGCCUUAUGAUCCUGCUACAUUUUUUCCAAGGUGGUGUUCUAUGGCGUUACUUCAAGCUUUUCAUUCCCGUGGACCUGCGCUAUGUGAAGCAUGAGGUGCGCGAUCUGUGCAUGCUGCGGCUGAUCCAUGCUUUUUGUGAAGCAGCACCUAUGUUGCUCAUUCAGCUGUACCUCAUAUGGCGUAAGCCCUCACUUUCCCACCUCACUGACCUCAACAUUGUAUCUACAGCACUGUCACUCUUCAGUGUGUGUUGGGCACUGGCCUCCUUCAACAAGAAUGUGCGUCGCCACAAUGUCCAUCGCCUUAUUUUGACAUGGUUGGGUGUCAUCUUCCAGUUUGUGUGGAGGUUGGGGACCAUUACCUCCCGCUCCCUAGCCCUGACUGUAUAUGCCACUUUGUAUGGUUACUGGGUGUUCCUGGUCAUAGCCCUUCACUGGGUCUCCAUGUUCCUGUGGCUCAUCUCCCCAAAGAAUGUUUUUCAUGGAGAGAAGAUGCCAAUGUUCAAGAAAGUAAUUUUUUCAAUGUUGAUAGCAUUUUGUUACAUCUUCUGUUACAUUAAUCUGCAAGAGAUCAAUGCACGGCAGAAGAUGGUUGCCUUCUAUAUUACAAUGUUGCUAGAGAAUGCCCUGUUGGUUGCCGUUUGGCUAGGUGGUUUGAGAUCUUCUCCUUGGUAUCAGUACCCUGUCACUGCCCUGGUCUUUGUUUCCUUUGGCUUUGGAGUUGUAUUUAUGAUAUUCUACUAUCAGCACUUCCAUGUCAAGCGACUCAAGCAUAACUAUACUGUGUCAUCUUCUAUCAAUACUUACUCAUCAUGCACAGGCUGCCAGAUGGGCCAGUGUACAGACAAGUCUCACAGAAUGCCGUUUCCUUACUACCUGAAUGAACUCUCUGCUAGUGACAACAGUACAAUUGCCUCAAAUCCUCAGCAGAAUGGCUCGGCAAAGCCAAAUAACCUUGAGACAAGUGAGCAACGAAGCAACCACCAUGAACAUCACCACCAUCCACAACACCAACCCCAGCAUCACCACAACCCUGCCGACACCCUUCAUGUACCGGGAGUCUUCACUUGCCGUUUCAAUCCAGGGAUCAAAAGAAAAAAAAAGAAGCCCACAAGUUUCGUACCCCCACCAGUGCCAGUCCUUCCUUCAAUAGGUGUGCCAAACAAUAAUGGUCGUGUAAUGCCUUUUUGGAAACGGCCAUUGCCUCAGUCAGUUUCUAGUGACCAUGAGGGUAGUGUGGGAUCUCGGGUCAACAUUCAACAAAAACUUCAAGAAAAGAAACAGCAGCAGAUUGCAGAGUUGCGUCAGAUCGAGGAAGAAAUCAAAGCUGGUAAGCUGAAGCGUCCUCAUCCGAGUGACAUAUCUGAAUCAGGUACACUCCGUCAGCCCAUACCUCGUGCCAAGAAGCAACCUUGGCUGAGACCAGAGCCACUAGAUUACACAUACCUGGUUGUGGAACCUUCAGCAGCACCUGUGCCUGCUCCAGCCCACAGGAAACAUCGUUCCCAAACACCAGAGAUCUUGUUAGCACCUCACUACCUUGACAAUACUAGAAUUUAUUAUGACUAUCAAGAUCCUCGCUGGAAGUAUGGCAAUAAUUAUCACCUUCCCUCUGAUGACAUGAGUGGCUCCAGCUAUUCCAAACAUUCAAUUAAGCGUCGAAACAAGAAAGUAGAUAAGAAUGCUGACAACAGGGACAAGGUCAUCUAUAAGUCAUACAGGAUCCCUUCUGACCUAGACAGCCAGAUUUCCUUGCCUAGGUCUUACACACUGCCUCGAGAGUUCAAAUAUUACCGAAGACCCAAGUCAAGAAAGGCUGUGAGAACAGACCACUUCAUGGCUUCAACCAACUCAAGUGAUGGAGAUGUGGAUUCCUGUGACGAGGGAGACCUGGAUGAGUCCCUGAGUCGUCUCAACAAUGCUGUUCACUUUCAUCUUAACCACAAUCACAAUCAUCACCACUACCACCAUCACAGCUUUCUUCACAACCAUCAUAACAACACCAGUAACAAUAAUCAUGUGGCCCCUGAAUCACCACCCCACCCACAACAUCCACUCCGAGCCCGUAUCCAUGCAGCAUUCCAUCGCAGUCAAGCCAACACUCAUGAGACUAAAUUAUGAGGGAAUGCAUGCUGCCCAGAGGCAAGUGAUGGGAUGCUGCCAUGGGAAAAGAGAAUGGAAAUCCCUGUAUAAAGAAAGGGAUAA